This is a messenger RNA of Sorex fumeus (smoky shrew), 2794 nucleotides long. RefSeq names its product transmembrane and coiled-coil domain family 2 (gene TMCC2). The transcript is spliced from 5 exons. Gene Ontology annotation, biological process: amyloid precursor protein metabolic process. Bases 628 to 2757 code for a protein of 709 amino acids. The record is from RefSeq and is a predicted model, not a curated record. Gene Ontology annotation, cellular component: endomembrane system. NCBI's taxonomy places the organism in Eukaryota, Metazoa, Chordata, Mammalia, Eulipotyphla, Soricidae.
GGGCGAGCGGGCGGCUGGCAGCGGGGCGCCGGGAGCGCUGGCCGCGAGGGGCCGGCGCGCUGCAGGCUCCACGGCCGGCCCAUGUGCGCCGGGGGCCGGCGGCAGGGCCGGGGGCUGCAGCCGGCCCCCCUCGGGCGUCCAGCGAGGACCUGCCCGGCCGGCUGCCCCGCGCCCUGCCGCGCCCAGCAACCGGGCGGGAUGCGCUGUGCCGCCCAGCUCCCCGCCGCCCUGCCCAUGCCCUGAAGCAGAAAGUUUGGGGGGCCGGGGGGCGGGGAGGGGGACUGGCUUUCUCCUCCAAUGGCUCCAAUGACUGCCCAAGGACUCCUGCUGCCCAGCCUCGCCCGUGACCUGCCUUCGCUCCCCAGGUCGUAAUGAACUAUUCCAAGCUGUAACCAAGGCUCCCCCUCCUCCUCCUCCUCCUCCUCCUCCUCGUACCUCGCUCCACCCUCCUCGAAAAAAAAAAAGAGAGAUUUAUUUUUUAAUUCGAGCAAUUGUGAUCCGCCGACUCCCCUCCGCAUUAAUAAUUCAGAUCCCGGGCCUCGUUUCGGAGUGUAAAGAGGGGGUGCGGUCUCCCCCACAAGACGGGGCGCUGGAAGGGCAGAUUCCCGGGGCCGACCCACAUACACCAUGAAGAGGUGCAAAUCAGACGAGCUGCAGCAACAGCAGGGCGAGGAGGAUGGAGCUGGGCUGGACGAUGCCGCGAGCCACCUGCCGGCCACGGACCUCCGGCCUGGGGAGGCCACGGGUGCUAACUCGGCCGGCGGGCCAACUCCCGACGCGGGCGCUGCCGCCGCGCCCAACCCGGGCCCCCGGAGCAAGCCUCCUGAUUUAAAGAAAAUCCAGCAGCUCUCCGAGGGCUCCAUGUUUGGCCACGGCCUGAAGCACCUGUUCCACAGCCGCCGCAGGUCCAGGGAGCGGGAGCACCAGACGGCGCAGGACGCACAGCCGCCCCCGCCGCCGCACCCGGGCCCCUGGGACCAUGACUCCCCGGACGAGAAGGAGCGCUCCCCGGAGAUGCACCGCGUCUCCUACGCCGUGUCCCUGCACGACCUGCCCGCCCGGCCCACCGCCUUCAACCGCGUGCUGCAGCAGAUCCGCUCCCGGCCCUCCAUCAAGCGGGGCGCCAGCCUGCACGGCGGCGGGGGCGGCGGCGGCGGGGGCGGCAGCCGGCGCACCAAGAGCAGCUCGCUGGAGCCGCAGCGCGGCAGCCCCCACCUGCUGCGCAAGGGCCCCCAGGACAGCGGCCUGGCCGCGCUCCUGCACCAGCACCAGUGCCGCCCCCGCUCCUCCUCCACCACGGACACCGCCCUGCUGCUGGCCGACGGUGCCACCGUGUGCCUCCUGGCCGAGGAGGCGGAGGGCGGCAGUGACAAGGUCGACAAGGGGGACGUGGCGGCCCUGAGCCUCGCCGGCGGCCCGGGCCAUGGUGACUCGGACGGCCCCAUCAGCCUGGACGUGCCCGACGGGGCCCCCGACCCGCAGCGCACCAAGGCGGCCAUCGGGCACCUGCACCAGAAGAUCCUGAAGAUCACGGAGCAGAUCAAGAUCGAGCAGGAGGCGCGGGACGACAACGUGGCCGAGUACCUGAAGCUGGCCAACAACGCGGACAAGCAGCAGGCGGCGCGCAUCAAGCAGGUGUUCGAGAAGAAGAACCAGAAGUCGGCGCAGACCAUCGCGCAGCUGCACAAGAAGCUGGAGCACUACCGCCGGCGCCUGCGCGAGAUCGAGCAGAACGGCCCGUCGCGGCAGCCCAAGGACGUGCUGCGGGACAUGCAGCAGGGCCUCAAGGACGUGGGCGCCAACGUGCGCGCGGGCAUCAGCGGCUUCGGCGGCGGCGUGGUGGAGGGCGUCAAGGGCAGCCUGUCGGGCCUGUCGCAGGCCACGCACACGGCCGUGGUGUCCAAGCCCCGCGAGUUCGCCAGCCUCAUCCGCAACAAGUUCGGCAGCGCCGACAACAUCGCGCACCUCAAGGACCCGCUGGAGGACGGCGGCCCCGAGGAGGCGGCGCGCGCGCUGAGCGGCAGCGCCACGCUCGUGUCCAGCCCCAAGUACGGCAGCGACGACGAGUGCUCCAGCGCCAGCGCCAGCUCGGCGGGGGCGGGCAGCAACUCGGGGGCCGCGGGCGCGCUGGGCAGCCCCCGGUCCAACACGCUGUACGGGGCGCCCGCCAACCUGGACGCGCUGCUGGAGGAGCUGCGGGACAUCAAGGAGGGCCAGGCCCACCUCGAGGGCUCCAUGGAGGACCUGAAGGCCCAGCUGCAGAGGGACUACACCUACAUGACCCAGUGUCUGCAGGAGGAGCGGUACAGGUACGAGAGGCUGGAGGAGCAGCUCAACGACCUGACGGAGCUUCACCAGAACGAAAUGACCAACCUGAAGCAGGAGCUGGCCAGCAUGGAGGAGAAGGUGGCCUACCAGUCGUACGAGAGGGCACGGGACAUCCAGGAGGCCGUGGAGUCCUGCCUGACCCGGGUCACCAAGCUGGAGCUGCAGCAGCAGCAGCAGCAGGUGGUCCAGCUGGAGGGCGUGGAGAACGCCAACGCGCGGGCCCUGCUGGGCAAGUUCAUCAACGUGAUCCUGGCGCUCAUGGCCGUGCUGCUGGUGUUCGUGUCCACCAUCGCCAACUUCAUCACGCCGCUCAUGAAGACGCGCCUGCGGGUCACCAGCACGGCCCUCCUGCUCCUCGUCCUCUUCCUCCUCUGGAAGCACUGGGACUCCCUCACCUACCUCCUGGAGCACGUGCUGCUGCCCAGCUGAGCGCCCCGCGGGCCAGGAGGGGCCCGGUGCGGUCUCC